AUGCCUUCCUACCCCCAAACCCCCAAGCCUCUGCUGUUCCGUCUUCCGCUCGAGGUCAGGCUCAUGAUCUAUCGCCACGCUUGGAAGGUUGAUCCCAAGCAUCACACAAUCAAGGGCUCUCGUCAACUGAUGGAGUCCUACUUGAAGCAACAGCUUACAGCAAUUGGGAGGUUGGGCGCCAUCUGCCAGCAAAUGCGGACCGAAGCCUUCGAUGAAUAUUUCCACCAUGCUCAAGCUUAUCUACGGUGGGCAACUUACGGUAGUGGUUCCAGAACGCUACAUAAUCGUUCUUACAAAGAACUCCUCUUAAGCUCUCCCUUACUCAUGGCUCAUCUGAGACACGUGAGCUUCCACUGGUCCGGUGAGAAUGCCCACAGAAAGAAAGAAGUCUCACCCACCCAAGCAGUACACUGGCUACAUUGUCUUAAGCAGCUCAGAACGCUUGAUCUCGUUAUUUCACAUGUACACGUGGGGUACUUCUACCACGGCUACAGCUAUAAGCAAAAGCAGGUGUUACUGAGCUUGGCAAAUUUACGCGGACUAAAGAAGGUGACCAUCAAGCAUGAAGACAAUGGCUCCUGGCUUGGCAACCCAGAAAAUUCAAGCUCCCGAUUGCACAAUUGCGACCUGUGUCGAAAGUUUAAGGAGGAGUUUGAGAAUCUAGUGAUGACACUGCCCAAGGACGCCGAACCUCCCUGCCAGGCCAUCAAAGAACACCUGGGGUGCCUCAACCCUCGUUGGAUAAAAACAAAGUCCGACAGAAUUUAG
Neurospora hispaniola is the source of this 768-nucleotide messenger RNA. RefSeq lists its product as uncharacterized. The transcript has 2 exons. NCBI's taxonomy places the organism in Eukaryota, Fungi, Ascomycota, Sordariomycetes, Sordariales, Sordariaceae. The record is from RefSeq and is a predicted model, not a curated record. Bases 1 to 768 code for a protein of 255 amino acids.